Messenger RNA from Scomber japonicus (chub mackerel), 1252 nucleotides. RefSeq lists its product as uncharacterized. The record is from RefSeq and is a predicted model, not a curated record. Bases 85 to 942 code for a protein of 285 amino acids. Lineage: Eukaryota; Metazoa; Chordata; Actinopteri; Scombriformes; Scombridae. Gene Ontology annotation, molecular function: oxidoreductase activity. The transcript has 8 exons.
GGGGCAGAUCCUUCACUACUAAAACUCGAAAGUUGAUCCGAUACGUUCAGGUUUCUCAGUAUUAUCCAACAAGAGGAACAGGCUAUGCCCUUUUCACCAGCACUAAACUGUCCCACAGUUCCACUUUCCAAUGGUCUGCAGAUCCCAAUACUUGGAUUAGGCACAUCACAUGAUGGCGGAUACUCUCAUGAUGCCAUUAUGUAUGCACUCACUGAGUGUGGCAUGCGCCACAUUGACACAGCAAAGCGUUACGGCUGUGAGGAGAAACUGGGCAGAGCUAUCAGAGAAAGUGGGUUACCACGAAGUGAUCUGUGGCUCACCAAUAAACUGUGGCCAGGCGACUAUGGAUACAAAGCUGCUAAAAAGGCCUGCCUUGACUCUUGCUCACAAAUGGGGGUGGAUUAUUUUGACCUUUACCUCAUGCACUGGCCAGAGUCAUCACGACAUGGCUGCUCCAACAGGGAGAUGAGAGCUGAGACCUGGAGAGCUUUGGAGGAACUUUACAAAGAAGGGGUUUGCCGUGCUAUUGGAGUGAGCAACUUUCUGGUCCAUCACCUGGAACAGUUAAGGGAAGACUGUAGUGUGGUGCCACAUGUUAACCAGGUGGAGUACCAUCCAUUCCAGCAGCCCAGUCACUUGAUUGAGUAUUGUCGUCAGGAGGGGAUUGUAUUUGAAGGGUACAGUCCUCUGGCCAAGGGUCAAGUCCUCAGCAAUCCCACUGUUCUCCAGAUAGCAGAAAAGUACAGACGCACACCUGCUCAGAUCUGCAUCCGCUGGAGUAGUCAGAAUGGAGUUGUCACAAUACCAAAAUCCACCAAAAAGGAGAGGAUAAAAGAAAACUGUCAAGUGUUCGAGUUCCAGCUGGAGGAGGGUGACAUGAAUACUUUGGGAAUGUUGCAUGAUGGAAGACAUGUGUCUUGGGAUCCAACCAAUGUAGAGUAAUAUAUCAGAAAAUCAGUUGUCUGAAAAACUAAUUUUGAGAUUGUUGUCAGAUUUUAAUUUAGUGAGCUUUGUAUGUCACUCUACCUGGAAGAGGAUUCUGCUAUGGUGUAAAACUCAUUCAUCUCAGCUAGAGCAGCUUGCACGACUUCUCCAGGUGCUGUAACCUCAUAGAAAUGAACUCAAUGUCUACUUUUGUAUAAAGCAAUACAGAUAGGAUGUUACAGUCAUAGGUAACAUAGGAAUGUCUUUAUGAUGAUUAUAGCAAAAUUCAUGAAUAUUUCUGUAUGUAUGAUCUAUAUAUUUUUAAAUA